Messenger RNA from Neurospora tetraspora, 1921 nucleotides. RefSeq names its product Acetamidase/Formamidase. Lineage: Eukaryota; Fungi; Ascomycota; Sordariomycetes; Sordariales; Sordariaceae. The transcript is spliced from 4 exons. The record is from RefSeq and is a predicted model, not a curated record. Gene Ontology annotation, molecular function: hydrolase activity, acting on carbon-nitrogen (but not peptide) bonds, in linear amides. The coding region runs from base 472 to 1797 and encodes 441 amino acids.
GGUGACGCCAAUCUCCCAUUAUGAUUUGGUAAUUGCGAGCAUACUGGUUCCGUUGAUCAGCGUUUCAAUCAGGAACUAUCGAAACUGUCCCCUUGAGAUAUCUGGAAGCCAAGUACCGCACCGAUAUCGCUGACAUACCCCCAAGAUGCGGGGUAUCAACGACUUCGACCAUGGCCUCCCGAACCAUGACAGAUGAUAGACAGGUAGUCAUGCUCGAGAAGAGGUACAAGAUUGCAGAUAUAAAUACGACGUCCUCUCUGCUUGAAAAGAGUUUCUCCUUUGUUAACAAACCGAUAUUCUGACCCUAGACGUCAUCUGCCAAAUCGGGGUUUGCGACCUGUUCCUUCUUGCCAGACACUCACCAGUCACUACACUUACCUACCAACUUGCUGAUAAUCGGAGUUGCGACUAAGCUUUCUCAUCAAACAAAAGCCGAACUAAGAAACAACAAGAACCAGAAGACAAGACAAAAUGGGCAAAACCGAGAUCCGAACCGUCUGCAAGGUCGACUUCGACAAGCCCGCCUCCGAACAGCCUCAACUCCAUAACAGAUGGCACCCGGACAUUCCCUUCGCCGGCACCAUCGCGGACGGUGAGACCGUCAAGAUCGAGUGCGUCGACUGGACGGGCGGGCAGAUCGGCAACAACGAUUCGGCAGACGACAUGAGGAACGUCGACUUGACCAAGAUCCAUUACCUGUCCGGCCCCUUUGAGGUCGAGGGCGCUCAGCCGGGCGACUUGUUGCUGGUGGAGAUCAUGGAUGUGCAGCCCUUUCAGGAUAGGCCGUGGGGGUUUACGGGGAUUUUUGAUAAGAGCAAUGGGGGUGGUUUCCUAGACGAAAUCUACCCCUCAGCCGCCAAAGCCAUCUGGGACUUCGAAGGCAUCUACGCCACCUCGCGCCACAUCCCCGGCGUCAAGUUCGCCGGCCUGAUCCACCCGGGCAUCAUCGGUUGCGCGCCCUCGGCCGAGGUGCUGGCCACGUGGAACAAGCGCGAGGGCGAGCUGGUGGCUGCUAACAAGCUUGCCGACCGCGAGGUGGCUCAUCUGCCGCAGCCCAUCAACGUGCACGCCGGCGCGGCCAGCAACGAAAUUGCGGAGAAGGUCGGCCAGGAGGGCGCGAGAACGGUCCCCGGAAGGCCGGAGCAUGGAGGGAACUGCGAUAUCAAGAACCUGAGCAGGGGCUCCAAGGUUUACCUGCCCGUCCAUGUGCCGGGAGCUAAGUUCAGUGUGGGUGAUUUGCACUUUUCGCAGGGCGAUGGCGAGAUUUCCUUCUGCGGCGCUAUCGAGAUGGCUGGUGUGAUUACUAUCAACUUCAAGGUGAUCAAGAACGGGGUGGAGGGGAUGGGGCUCAAGAGCCCCAUUUACAUUCCUGGUCCUGUUGAGCCUAGCUUUGGACCGGGGAGGUAUAUCUACUUUGAAGGGUUCUCGGUUGAUGAGCAUGGGAAGCAGCAUUACAUGGACGUAACAGUCGCCUACCGGCAAACCGUCCUGCGCUGCAUCGAGUACCUCCGCCGCUUUGGGUAUUCGGACUACCAGAUCUACCUGCUGCUCUCGUGCGCGCCCGUCCAGGGCCACGUGGCCGGCAUCGUGGACGUGCCCAAUGCCUGCACCACGCUCGGUCUGCCGAUGGAUAUCUUUGACUUUGACAUCUCGCCGGCGGCGGCGCUCAAGGCCGGGGAGACUAAGAGAGAUCUGGGUAGCUGUGCGUUCGAGACGGGCGUCACGGAGGGGAAGGUCACAAAGGGAGGGAAGAAUAGUCAGAUUAGCUUUGGUGGUGGGUUGACUUAUAAGGAGUAGGUAGGGCUGUACUAGUAUGGGAACAGUGUGGGCUGUAGGAUAGGGUAGGAAGGAAGCAAAUAUGAUUUGAUCUGUAGCGAGUUUUCGAAACGACUGUUUCCUAGUCUCAUUUACUCAGCCACCU